AGGAGGGGGAGGGAGGGAGGGGGAGGAAGCACCUUUGGAAAUAAUCCUUUCUCCCUGCCGCAGAAGACAGAAGCGGACGGAGGAGAGGCGGCGGCAGUAGCGGGAAGACUGGGGCUUGCAGGAUGGCGACCGUGGUGGUGGAAGCGGAGUCGGAGCCGUCCUGUAGCAUCCCCAACCCGGCAUCUACCUCUCCCAGCCUUUCGCACCGCUUCCUGGACAGCAAAUUUUACCUGCUAGUGGUCAUCGGGGAGAUAGUGACCGAGGAGCACCUGCGACGCGCCAUAGGCAAUAUCGAGCAAGGAAUCCGAUCAUGGGACACAAACCUGAUUGAAUGCAACUUGGAUCAAGAAUUGAAACUUUUUGUAUCUCGACACUCUGCACGAUUUUCUCCUGAUGUUCGAGGACAGAAAAUUCUUCACCACCGAAGUGACGUUUUAGAGACUGUCGUCCUGAUCAACCCUUCAGAUGAGGCAGUCAGCACUGAGGUGCGCUUGAUGAUCACAGAUGCCGCCAGACACAAACUGCUUGUGUUGACCGGACAAUGCUUUGAAAACACAGGAGAACUGAUCCUCCAGUCGGGUUCUUUCUCCUUCCAGAACUUCAUAGAGAUUUUUACUGAUCAAGAGAUUGGGGAAUUACUGAGUACCACCCAUCCUGCCAACAAAGCCAGCCUAACCCUAUUCUGUCCCGAGGAAGGGGACUGGAAGAACUCAAACCUUGACAGACAUAACCUUCAGGACUUCAUCAAUAUUAAACUCAACUCAGCUUCGAUAUUGCCAGAAAUGGAGGGACUUUCAGAGUUUACCGAAUAUUUGUCAGAAUCAGUGGAAGUUCCAUCUCCCUUUGACAUCCUGGAGCCUCCUACAUCAGGAGGAUUUCUGAAGCUCUCCAAACCCUGUUGUUACAUUUUCCCAGGGGGGAGAGGUGAUUCAGCACUAUUCGCCGUCAAUGGAUUCAACAUGCUUAUCAAUGGAGGAUCAGAAAGAAAAUCCUGCUUCUGGAAACUUAUUCGUCACUUGGACCGAGUAGACUCAAUUCUACUCACCCAUAUUGGAGAUGACAACUUGCCGGGAAUCAAUAGCAUGCUGCAGAGGAAAAUUGCUGAACUGGAAGAGGAGCAGUCCCAGGGUUCCACCACCAACAGUGACUGGAUGAAAAACCUCAUCUCCCCAGAUUUGGGAGUUGUCUUUCUCAACAUCCCUGAAAACCUGAAAACCCCCGAUCCAAAUAUCAAAAUGAAGAGGAGCAUUGAAGAGGCUUGCUUCACCCUUCAGUACUUAAACAAAUUGUCCAUGAAACCAGAACCCCUCUCUAGAAAUGUCGGGAAUACUAUUGAUCCGGUCAUUCUUUUUCAGAAGAUGGGAGUUGGGAAGCUUGAGAUGUAUGUGCUCAACCCAGUCAAGAAUAGCAAGGAGAUGCAGUACUUUAUGAACCAAUGGACUGGAACCAACAAAGACAAGGCGGAACUAAUCCUGCCGAAUGGCCAAGAAGUAGAUAUUCCUGUGUCCUAUUUGACCUCUGUUUCUUCUCUGAUUGUGUGGCACCCAGCAAACCCUGCAGAGAAAAUCAUCCGGGUCCUGUUUCCUGGCAACAGCCCCCAAUACAACAUACUAGAAGGACUGGAAAAACUCAAACAUUUAGACUUCCUGAAACAGCCCAUGGUCACCCAGAAGGAUCUCUCUGGCCAAGUGGCUAGUCCGGCCGUGAAACAAGUCAAACUGAAACAGAGAACAGAUAGCCGGGAAAGCCUCAAACCCGUUGCAAAGACUCUGUCCAGCAAACCAGUCAGGAAGGAGUCUAAAGAAGAGACACCUGAAACAGCCAAAAUCAACCACGUGGAAAAGGCAUCCAAAAUUGAAAGCAAAGAAAAAGUGAUCGUGAAAAAGGAGAAACCCAUAAAAACAGAAGUCAAACCUUCAGCACCUGAAAAAGAGGUUUCCAACAAAGAAGAACAUUCCACAGUGAAGGCCGAAGUGGCUGAAAAACAAGCUACGGAUGUCAAGCCCAAGGUCUCCAAGGACAAAAUUGUGAAAAAGGAAGUGAAGGCAAAAUCUGAAGACAAGAAGGAAGAGAAGGAAAAGCCAAAGAAAGAGGUGUCUAAAAAGGAGGAAAAGAUUCCUCUCAAGAAGGAGGAGAAACCUAAAAAGGAAGACAUCAAGAAAGAAGUCAAGAAAGAAGAGAAAAAAGAACUCAAGAAGGAGGUGAAGAAAGAAACACCUCUGAAAGAAAUCAAAAAGGAGGUAAAAAAGGAAGAUAAAAAGGAAAUUAAGAAAGAAGAAAAGGAAAUCAAAAAAGACAUUAAAAAACUUCCUAAAGACACAAAGAAAACAUCUACUCUCUCUGAAGCCAAAAAGCCCAUCUUGAAACCUAAAGUGCAGAAGAAGGAAGAACCCAUCAAGAAGGAGGCUGCUGCCGCUGGAAAACUCAAGGAGAAAGGGAAAAUCAAGGUGGUGAAAAAGGAGAGCAAGGUGUCCGAGAGCGCUGCAGCCGCCAUUGGGACAGCCGCGACAGCUGUGGCGGCAGUGGCAGCCGCUGGAAUCUCCACAGAGGGCCCUGCCAAGGAACUGGAAGCAGAGAGAUCCCUCAUGUCCUCCCCUGAAGACUUGACCAAGGACUUUGAAGAGCUAAAAGCCGAGGAAGUGGAUGUUCUCAAGGAGACCAAGCCUCAGCUAGCUCUGAUAGAAGAUGAGAAGAAACUGCCGGAAACCGAACACGUUGACGCUUACGACAUCCAAAAGGAAACGGAAGUCCUUAAGAGACCCGCCGAGUCCCCUGACGAGGGCAUUACUACGACCGAAGUGGAAGGGGAGUGUGAGCAGACCCCCGAGGAGCUGGAGCCCACCGAGAAGCACAGGGAGGAUGACAAUGAGAAGUUUGAGGAUGAAGGCACAGGCUUUGAAGAAUCCUCAGAAGCUGGAGAUUAUGAAGAAAAGGCGGAGACGGAGGAAGCUGAGGAGCCUGACUAUGAAGGGGAGGAAAAUGUGCCCCUGAGCAGCGCCAAGCGCGGCGUGGAGGAGGAGGCAAGGGUGCUCGACGAGGAGGAGGAAGCCGAGGAGGAUAGGAAGAUGGAGGCCGAUGCACGUGGGAAGGAGAAAAGGGAAUCUCUGGCAGGAGGCGACGAGCGAGCUGAAGAAGACAUGGAUGAGAUCAUUGAGAAGGCAGAAGCUGAAGAGACAGAGGAGGAACUAGAUGAGGAGGAAAAGACUGAGGAUGCCAGAGACGAGGACUAUGAGAUGGAAAAACAUCUAGCCGAGGAAGACUACGUGAUGGCUGUGGUGGACAAGGCCGCGGAGGCCGGUGACAUCGAGGAUAAGUACGGCUCCCUUCUCACCCCGGGCAAGCAGUCAGGAGCCCAGUCUCCAGCCAGGGAGCCCGCAUCUUCCAUUCAUGACGAGACUUUGCCCGGUGGCUCGGAAAGCGAGGCGACCGUUUCCGAUGAGGAGAAUCGGGAGGACCAACCUGAGGAGUUCACGGCUACCUCAGGCUACACGCAGUCCACCAUUGAGAUUUCAAGCGAGCCCACUCCCAUGGAUGAAAUGUCCACUCCUCGAGAUGUGAUGAGUGACGAGACCAACAACGAGGAGAGCGAAUCUCCUUCUCAGGAAUUUGUGAACAUCACCAAAUACGAGUCUUCACUGUAUUCUCAAGAAUUCACCAAGCCCAAGCUUCCCGAAGCUUUCAAUGGAUUAUCCGACGGCUCCAAAACUGACGCCACCGACGGCAAAGACUAUAAUGCUUCUGCUUCCACUAUCUCACCCCCUUCCUCGAUGGAGGAAGACAAAUUCAGCAAAUCCAUUCUACAAGACGCUUACUACGCUGGUGACAGGGAUGUGAAAACUACCGCUACACUGGAAAUCAAAGAUGGCUCACCAGCAGAUGAAAAACUUAGUCCGGCCAGGAGUCCCUCCCUGAGCCCAGCUCCUCCAUCCCCAGUAGCCAAAACACCUCUUGGGGAACGCAGUGUGAACUUUUCUCUGACCCCCAAUGAGAUUAAAGUUUCAGCCGAAGUUGGAGUCAUCCCCAAGUCUCCUGAGCUACCUCAGGAAGUCCUGGAAGAACACUGUGCGAGCCCAGAGGAUAAAACCCUGGAAGUUGUCUCCCCGUCUCAGUCUGUGGCUGGCAGUGCCGGCCACACGCCUUACUACCAAUCUCCCACAGACGAGAAGUCCAGCCAUCUCCCCACAGAUGCUACUGAAAAGGCUCCGUCUGUCCCUGUAAGCUUCGAAUUUGAUGAUACCAAAGAUGAAAAUGGGAAAACUUCUAUCAGCCCCAUGGACGAGCCAGUCCCUGACUCGGAGUCUCCCAUCGAGAAAGUCUUAUCUCCUUUACGCAGCCCUCCCCUGAUUGGAUCUGAAUCUGCGUAUGAAACCUUUCUGAGUGCUGACAUCAGGCCCUCCGGCAGACACGUUGAGAGCCCCUUUGAAGAAAAGAUUGGAAAACAAGACUCUCCGUCUCAGAUAAGUCCUGUUUCUGAAAUGACUCCCUCUGGUCUUUACCAAGAGCAACAAGAUGAGAAAAGCGCUGAAUUUAUGCCAAUAAAGGAAGAUCUGGGUCCAGAAAAGAAAAUGGAGGAUUUUGAAGCCGUAGGCUCUCAAGCAGACCUGACUUUGGAUGAGAGGAAAUUAGCAGGAGAUGUCUCUCCUACACAGAUAGAUGUCAGUCAGUUUGGAUCCUUUAAAGAAGACACGAAAAUGUCCAUUUCUGAAGGCACCGUCUCUGACAAAUCGGCCACUCCUGUGGAUGAGGGUGUAGCAGAAGACACGUACUCACACAUAGAAGGUGUGGCCUCGGUGUCCACAGCUUCGGUGGCCACCAGCUCAUUUCCAGAACCAACUACUGAUGACGUGUCUCCUUCUUUGCAUGCUGAAGUUGGCUCCCCCCACUCCACAGAGGUGGAUGACUCCCUUUCAGUUUCUGUCGUCCAAACGCCCACUACUUUCCAGGAAACUGAAAUGUCUCCAUCUAAGGAAGAAUGCCCAAGGCCAAUGUCCAUUUCACCGCCAGACUUUUCCCCUAAAACAGCCAAAUCCAGAACGCCGGUGCAAGAGCACAAAUCUGAACAGUCAUCCAUGUCUAUUGAAUUUGGUCAGGAGUCUCCUGAGCAGUCCCUGGCAAUGGACUUCAGCAGGCAAUCUCCAGACCACCCUGCGGCUGGCAUGAGCGUGCUCCAUAUCUCUGAAAAUGGACCCACUGAAGUGGAUUACAGCCCCGACAUGCAGGAGUCCAGCUUUUCGCACAAGAUACCACCCGCCGAAGAGUCGUCCUAUGCCCAGGACAACGAUCUUUCUGAGCUCAUCUCCGUGUCUCAGGUAGAGGCAUCUCCGUCUACUUCUUCAGCACACACCCCCUCACAGAUAGCUUCUCCCCUCCAAGAAGAUGCUCUCUCCGACGUCGUUCCUCCCAGAGAAAUCUCGCUCUAUUCUUCGCUCGCCUCUGAGAAAGUGCAGGGUCUCGAAGGAGAGAAGCUUUCACCAAAGUCGGAUAUCUCUCCGCUGACUCCAAGAGAGUCCUCUCCUUUAUAUUCACCCAGUUUUUCAGAAUCCACCUCGGCAUUCAAAGAAAACGCAGCUGCUUGCCGCAGUCCUUCCCCAUCUCCCUCAGUGGGUACUUCCUCCGCUGAGCCCUACGGCUUCCGCUCCUCUGUGUUAUUCGAUACGAUGCAGCACCAUCUGUCCUUGAACAGUCACCUGCCUUCAUCCGGCCCGGAGAAAGACCAAGAAGGGAAGAUGUCUGAUGACUUCAGCUACACCUACCAGCAAACUAACAAGACCACCCGAUCUCCAGAUGAAGACGACUAUGUGUAUGAGACAUGUGAGAAAACUUCCCGGUCCCCAGAACUAGGCAGCUAUUCCUAUGAGAAGGCAGAAAGAAUUACAAGGUCUCCCCACGAUAGUGGCUACUCCUAUGAGACCAUUGAAAAGACCUUCAAGACUCCUGACGACUGUGGCUUUGCCUGCGAAAUUACCGAAAAAACCAGACAGACUCCUGAAGAAGGCGGCUACUCCUACGAGAUAAGUGAGAAGAUCACCAGGACCCAUGAGGUGGGAGAGUACACCCACGAGAAGAUGGAGAGGACCGCAAGACUCUUGGAUGACAUCAGCAACGGCUACGAUGAUUCUGAGGAUGGGAGCCAGACGCCGGGAGACUCCACUUACUCCUAUGAAACUACCGAAAAGAUCACCAGCUUCCCUGAUUCCGAAGGUUACUCCUACGAAACACCUAAGCGGACGAGCCAGACCCCCGAGUCCUCUCCUUACUGUUAUGAGACGCCUGAGAAAAUCACCAGAACUUCCCAAGCUUCUACCUACUCUUACGAGACCUCAGACCAAUGUUUCAGCGCGGAAAAGAAAUCUCCCACCCAAGCCCGCCAGGACGUCGAUCUGUGUCUCGUCUCUUCCUGCGAAUAUAAGCACCCCAAGACUGAGCUCUCGCCCUCCUUCAUCAAUCCCAACCCCCUGGAAUGGUUCGCCAGUGAGGAACAGACCCAGGAAUACGAGAAGCCCCUGACUCAAGCCGGAGGAGGCCCACCUCCCCCAGGGGGAAAGCAGCAAGGGCGUCAGUGUGACGAAACCCCCCCCACAUCAGUCAGCGAGUCGGCCCCAUCUCAGACAGACUCGGACGUGCCCCCGGAGACGGAGGAGUGCCCUUCCAUCACGGCCGACGCCAACAUCGACUCGGAGGAUGAGUCAGAAACCAUCCCCACUGACAAAACGGUCACGUACAAACACAUCGACCCACCCCCCGUCCCCAUGCAAGACCGCAGUCCCUCCCCGCGCCACCCUGACGUGUCCAUGGUCGACCCAGAGGCCCUGGCGAUCGAGCAGAGCCUGGGCAAGGCCCUGAAGAAGGACCUCAAGGAAAAGACAAAGACCAAGAAGCCGGGGACAAAGACCAAGUCUCUGUCACCCGUGAAAAAGGCUGACGGGAAGUCAAAGCAGGCCGCGGCCUCCCCCAAGCCAGCUGGCCUGAAGGAGUCUCUAGAGAAGGUCUCCAGAACGACUUCUCCCAAGAAGAAGGAGUCUGUGGAAAAAGCCACCAAGACCAGCGCCACCCCCGAGGUCAAGGCUUCCCGGGCGGAGGAGAAGGAUAAGGAAGCGAAGAAUGCCACCAACACCUCAACGUCCAAGUCAGCCAAGACCGCGACUGCAGGACCUGGGCUUACUAAGACAGCCAAGUCCUCAGCCGUGCCUCCAGGACCUCCGGUGUAUCUGGACCUUGUCUACAUUCCCAACCACAGCAACAGCAAAAAUGUCGACGUAGAAUUUUUCAAGAGAGUGAGGUCAUCCUACUACGUGGUGAGUGGGAAUGACCCUGCAGCCGAAGAACCCAGUAGAGCUGUCCUGGACUCCUUACUGGAAGGAAAAGCUCAAUGGGGAAGCAACAUGCAGGUGACCCUCAUCCCAACUCACGACUCCGAAGUGAUGAGAGAAUGGUACCAGGAGACCCAUGAGAAACAGCAGGACCUCAACAUCAUGGUUCUAGCAAGCAGCAGCACCGUUGUCAUGCAAGAUGAAUCCUUCCCUGCAUGCAAGAUUGAGUUGUAAAAAAGCAAAAAGAACACAACACAACCUUAAACUUUGUUUCCAGAAAUUCUUCAAUUUGAAACCACCUUUUCUAAAAACACACACAAAAAAAGUUAACCCAUCCAAUUCAACCGCUGAACUAUUUACCUGCCAAAUGCUAUCCUGUGUCAUGGUGAUACAAGUCACUAAUAUUUUUCAGUUUUUGCUGAUUGCUAAAGGGAAAUAACAGUAUUCCCACAAUAGGGUUCAAAUUACUACAAAAUUACAAAUCCUGGCUCAUCUCCGCUGAACGUUUAGAAACCAUGCACUAGCAAACCCAACUUGACUUCUGCCAGGUAGAGGCAUUUGUCAGAAAGAGAGAGUGAGAGAAUGAGAGAAAAAGAGGGAGAGAGAGAGAGAAUGUAUAGAAAGACAGUAAAAGAGUGAGUGCUGGCAAGAUAGAUAAACAGAGAGAAAAGGGGUAGGGUAAGGAGGAGAAAGUAACAAACAAUUAGGUCUGUACUUGUCUCGGGCAAUAGGUGUAUUUACUUCUGCAGUUUACUUAGACUAUCACAUGCAAAAGCAAGUUUUCAAUUUAUAGGAGUCUGAGUUAUCAAAAAAAGGGUCUUCAUUUACAAAAUCUAAGUUGUCUGGAAAACCACCCACGAGAACAACAAAAAAAAGGAAGGGAAGUGACUCUGAAGGGACAUGAAAUCUUCCCAUCUCACCUGUUCUAGUUUGAACUCUGCAUACUGACAUAGCGUAAUAAUCUUAGGCUGGACCCCCAAGUAGUUGGAACCCCCUUCCGAACUCUCAGAACUUUUCUUUUAACUUGCAAAUAGGUUGGUCUAAGGCAUGCUCCCAGUGUCCACCCACUUAGUCCACUCUGAAUCACUCAACCUGCAUGCGUGAACACCCAAGUCAACAGCCAAUUAACUGAAGCAAAAUACCAAAGCAGUUGGGAGUACAUACAUACCUACGGUAGACAAUUUGCCUUAGAAAGUGACUUGAAUGUACAAAGAUACUUGAUGCACUUAUUUUUUAAUGUGAGACAGCAAGUUUAUAAAACAUCCGUGUAGGAUUAUAGAUACACCAGUCACAGGAGUGUGAGUGUGCAUGUGUGGUAUUAGGAGCCCAUCUGGUUGGUCCAGCAGCUUGGUGCUAGGAGGGACGGAUGGCGAUGGAACCCACCAGCUCCACAUCAGUGCACCACGGCCCCUCGACCCAACAAGACAAGCCUUUUUUGAAAGCUUCUUUUAUACGACAGCGAGAUCAAGCCUGACGUGGCGUCUGUGACCAGAAGUGGGAAACGUAGCGAACCAUUCUCAGUGGAUGUUGACAGAGGUUCUCGGCGAGUGUACAGUAUUGACCUUCCUUUGUCUUUCAUUGGCUUUUUUUUAUUUUCAAUUAAUUUCAGAGCAAUUAUGGAAACAAGUGUACAGAAGAAAUUUUUUUUUUUUUUAGCUAUAUGUGAACUUUUCAUAGAUGAACUUUUUAACACAAGUUUUUGUUUACAGGAAAAUGCAAAGAAAAAAAAUUCAGGUGAAGGUAAUUUUAUUUUUUUUUAAGAAAAAGUCUUUUGUAAGACAAACAAAAAAUGCCCAUCAAUAAUGUUAUUUGAGGUUUUGAUGAGAAUGAGUCUGGUUUUGCAGUCAUGUAUUGAUGAAAGCUCCUGAACUGCCAGGAAUAAUGGUUCUUUUCCCCACCACCCAGUGUCACAUGUCCCUCCCCCUCCCAACAACAUUUAAAUUUGAGUGUUAGUGAUAUUUGAGAGUGGGGACCAACAGGACAGGUACAGCACUCAAGAGUUUUACUUCUUUCAACAUCUUCAGCAAUGAGAUGAAUAAGUCAAAAUACAUUGAAAGAACCCAAGCAAAUUUUUGCUUUGGCAUUUUUUUUUCCUUUAGGAAAAAAAAACAAACAAACUAUAUUUUAAUUAAGUUCCCAAUUCCUACAGAAUCAUAAUCUACAACAGAGAUCAUUUCUCCCAUCAUGGCCAUUUGACACAUUAGUUUGGGAUGCUUGAUGAAGAUCAAGCUAUGGUUCAGGUGAGAUAUCGGGGCUCCCAAAUAUCAAAAGAAGGAUACUUAUUAAAGAAAUUGUGCGUUCUGCACACCUCACAUUUCCUGCAGACUCUAAGGUCCACUAAGUAACUGAACAGUGACCUCAUUUUAUUGUCCGUUUGUUAUUUAUUUCAGAAUUAACAUUGUUAGUUUAUUUUUGUUUGAUAAGGUGUAUGUUUGCACUGCUAACUUUUAUGAGGGUUUAAAAAUGUGCUUCAGAGCCCUUUCAUUGAGGGCUCAUGCAGUCCACUUAAUGCUGUGAAUUAAGUUUUUCAAAUGUUUAAUUUAAAAGAAAUUAAUAUUCUAUUUUUGUUAGAUGUUUCUAGCAACACAGCCUUUAUUUAUUACUCUGUCUCUUCAAAAAUCCUUUUCAAAAUAACUCAGAAUUAUUAUGGAACAAAAAAAACACCCCAUAGACACACAAAGGGAAUUUAUGAAGAAAAUCAAAUUUACUGAGUUCAUAAUCACUUUCUUAGAAUUUAUUGUAUAGGACAGUUUAUGAAAGAAAAAAAUAGCUGAUUACUUAACUGAUUAACCUGAAUUCUGCCACAAUAUUAUGCAGAUAAGAUUCUAAAGUUCUAAAGAUUAGCGGAGGAAGAACAAACUUGCCACCUUCUUGCCCAAUUGAGAAGUCUUGAUAGCUUUUUAAUCUGGUAGGAGGUAUACUUAUGGUGGGACUCCCCCAGUCAUGUUUGGUUUGGCUCAUAUGUUAGUUUUGCUUGUAAGCAAAUGAACAAAUAUUUUGGCCAAAUAGCAGUCCAUUUUCUACUUCUAGUAUAUUUUCUUUUUUUGCUGCUACAGAAUUAAAGAAAGGGAGAAAGAAAGAAAGAAAGAGAAAAAAAAAAGAACUGUUACUGGUCAGCUGGCUUUUUUUCUAUAAAAUAUUGUAAUUGCUUCCUCUAUUCACCUCCAUCCUAAAUAAUGCAGUAGCCUGAGUGUUACAGAGCAAACCAGGGUUUGUAAUGGGACAGCUCCUCUAGCCCGAAAGCCUUUCCUGCCCAUAUGAGUAAAUUUGCUCGUUACAGACCGACCCACUUGUUUUAGCACCCAUCAUCACAAUGUACCGUGUACAUUCAUGGUGAGCUCUAUAAAUCAGCACAGAUUUCUAGGAGCAUGGUUUGAUAUAUUAAUUCCUCCCUUGCAUAGGUUCAAUAUAGUGCAAAACACUCCGUUUAAAUGACGGUAUUCCCCAUGACAACAUCCAUGAUCAUGACCUCGGUGGUACUCUGGACAAAAUUUGAUGGAGAAUGGACAUUAGAGAUGACGCUCCAUUUCCAAUGGGAACCAGCUCUCCUUCCUUCCACCCUCUUCCCCAUGCAUGCUUUCUCAGUCUUGUGGUGGGACUGGAUACAUUGACUCCCUCCAAAACCAUCUCCAUGGCAUUUAAUUUUUCUUUUCACUUAACAUAGAUCCCACGGUGUAUAUGAAUGUUUUUAAGUGUCUCCAAUAGUUUACACAAUUUAGGAGCUUUCCAAGGCUCAUUCCCUAAGACUUAAUCAUUUGGUUAAUGGUGUUUUACAGCCCCCCUUCCCCACCCCGUCUGCUCCCCCAGUAAACCCACAGCACCCCAAAGCUGCUGUGCUACUUUAGAACUGCUGUCUUGCCUCUAUUUCAGGCACCUGUUCCUGGGAGGUUCUUGCUCAGUGAUGAUAUUGUGAGAGUUUUUGUAUUUUUUUUUUUAAUUUAGUAGAUCCGAAAGCGGUUCUGUUUACAUUUGAAAGGAACUGUAAACUUUGAUCUUUUAACUGAACAACACACCAAAAGUGAUCUAGGGAUGAGCAUUUCUUUAAAUGCGAUGUCAUUCACCUGAUAUAGAUAAAUAAAAACUACAACCGCACAACUAACAAACGAAAAAAAAAACAACAACUUAUUUGUUGUAACUUGAGGCAGCACCCACGAAAAGUCAGAAACACAACACAACAAAACAAACACAAAAAGCUUCUCUGUACUAAAGUAGUUUGGCUCUCCAGAUGACAAGAGGUACUGAGGAUAAAUGCAUUCAAGACCGGGCUGCCUGAACGGGGGCAGCCAUCCCGCCAAGGGAGGCGACGGCUCGUGGUCUCUGGGACGCCGCUGACCUUGGGAAGAGUCU
Molecule: messenger RNA, 11657 nt
Organism: Sarcophilus harrisii (Tasmanian devil)
Lineage: Eukaryota; Metazoa; Chordata; Mammalia; Dasyuromorphia; Dasyuridae
Gene: MAP1B
Product: microtubule associated protein 1B
Exons: 7
Coding region: 123-7544 (2473 amino acids)
Biological process (GO): microtubule cytoskeleton organization; dendrite development; axonogenesis
Cellular component (GO): cytosol; microtubule associated complex; dendrite
Molecular function (GO): actin binding; microtubule binding
Source: RefSeq, a predicted model, not a curated record